This is a messenger RNA of Alosa alosa (allis shad), 1201 nucleotides long. Its product is annotated as C-X-C chemokine receptor type 5. Gene Ontology annotation, cellular component: membrane. Gene Ontology annotation, molecular function: G protein-coupled receptor activity. The annotation marks the transcript as partial. The record is from RefSeq and is a predicted model, not a curated record. Gene Ontology annotation, biological process: immune response; G protein-coupled receptor signaling pathway. The transcript has a single exon. Lineage: Eukaryota; Metazoa; Chordata; Actinopteri; Clupeiformes; Clupeidae.
GCUGAGAGGAAUGGGACUAACUGGGGUCUCUGUUCCGCGGAGGAGAGCUGGCUGCAGCACUACCAGACGGUGUUGCUGCUGCUGGUGUACGCUCUGGUAUUCGUGCUGGGCGUGGCGGGGAAUGGGCUCAUGGUGGUGGUGCUGCUGCGGAGGCGCCGGAGCUCCCUGCGCAUCACCGAGAUCUACCUGCUGCACCUGGGCCUGGCCGACCUGCUGUUUCUCGCUGCCCUCCCCUUCAUGGCGGCCAAGCAGGCGGCCGGCGUCUUCCUCUGCAAGAUGCUGAACACGGUGGUCAGCCUCAACCUGCUGUGCAGCAGCCUGCUGCUGGCGUGCAUCAGCUUCGACCGCUACCUGGCCAUCGUGCACGCCGUGCCGAGCAUGCACAACCGGCGGCCGCGCACCGUCCACCUCACCUGCGGGCUGUUGUGGCUCCUCUGCUUCGUCCUUUCCUUCCCCGAGGCCGUGUUCACCACCGUGUUGGACGACCCGGUCUACGGUCCGCGGUGCUCGUACGAGGGCCUGGAGGGCGGCACCUGGAUGCUGCUGAGCCGCACGCUAAUGCACCUCCUGGGCUUCUUCCUGCCGCUGGCCGUCAUGGGCUACUGCUACUCGGCCGUGGUGCUGACGCUGUGCCGGCGCCGCCGAAGCCUGGAGAAGCAGGGCGCCGUGCGGCUGGCUCUGCUGGUCACUGCCGUCUUCUGCCUUUGCUGGCUGCCUUACAACCUCACCAAGCUGCUGGACCUGCUGGUCAUCCUGGGCCCGCUGGCACACCUGAACUGUGACGAGGCGCUGAAGCAGAGCCUGGUGCUGAGCGAGAGUGUCGGCUACGUGCACUGCUGCCUGAACCCCAUCCUGUAUGCCUUCGCUGGCGUGCGCUUCCGCAAGGAGCUCCUGCAGCUGCUGGGCAGGUGGAGAGUGUGCCACGACUGCUUGCCUGCCAAGUGCAGCAGUCGGGUGUCUUCCUCCGAGGGAGUCACCACCACAACCAACGUCAAAACCGUCUGAUCUCCGAACACUCCAUUUCCCACAGUGCACCUGAAGCUUGUCCGGUUUGAACCAUUUAUGUCUUAUCGUGGAGGACUCGAAUAACAAGAGUAAAGUGGGUGUGAGAGCUUUGUAAAUGAAGGCAUUUCUAUAAACUAACUUUUAUACUAGCAUUGUCAUUGAACGACCCUUCGGCUUUCUGAAAACUGCUUCUUAA